Messenger RNA from Thunnus maccoyii (southern bluefin tuna), 2649 nucleotides. RefSeq names its product BAR/IMD domain containing adaptor protein 2 like 2b (gene baiap2l2b). Gene Ontology annotation, molecular function: protein binding. NCBI's taxonomy places the organism in Eukaryota, Metazoa, Chordata, Actinopteri, Scombriformes, Scombridae. Gene Ontology annotation, cellular component: cytosol; nucleoplasm. The coding region runs from base 864 to 2381 and encodes 505 amino acids. The record is from RefSeq and is a predicted model, not a curated record. Gene Ontology annotation, biological process: actin crosslink formation; positive regulation of actin filament polymerization; plasma membrane organization. The transcript has 14 exons.
AUAAAGUACAGAAAAAAAAAUCAGAAGCACCUUCUAAAUUUUGAAUUGCACCAUCUGAUUAUUUAAUGUACAUGUGAUAUUUUUGAGGACCUAGAGUUAGAGAUAGUAGCUUUCAUCUGAAUUCAAUAUCUUAGUCUGUUUGAUUUACAGACUUAUAUUAUUUUCAUGUUCUUGGGGUGUGCUAGGUUUACAGUAUAUUUCUCAUAGAUAUUUGAUAUGCGAGUCAUAAAGCAUAUGUGCCUGUAUGUGUGAUAGACUUUGAGAUAUUUCCUCAUAGCAUUUGCAGGGUCCUUCUGCUACAUGAACAUGUAAUGUAUUUGUAUCUAACUGCAUAUGGGAACUUCAUAUUUAGCUUUUUAAGGCAGUAGUUUUCUUCACCAAAAUAGAGGUUCACCCUUAGGUGUGAGUCUACGUCACAGCUAGUUGGGCAGCUGGCUGUCCUCCUUCUCCUUUUCUUUCAGGGCUCCAAUCAAUAAUUUACCUGGCCUGGUCAUAUCGAUGGCACCUGCUCCCUUUUCUCUUCCCCUCGUUCCCUCCCUCGCGCUUUCCGUGAAAACUACUGAACUGCUGAUGACAAGGGAGUAAAAGAACUCAUUAAUGAGUGACAGAAAAAAGGAGACAGAAAAGCAAGGAAACUGCUAUCAUUCUAUCAGACAGGUGUUAUCGGUCUUUGGACCAACGGCAGUGAAGGUGACUUUCACUGCCUGAAGACACUGAUACACACAGGACAAGAAACGUCUGAGGAAACUUUUUCAGAAGUUUGAAUGGGAAUACAGACUCUGUUCACAAACUUAUUCUGUCCCUGACAUUUUUUUAGGCUUUUUCUCUGCUUGAAGUUCAUAUUUCUUGUCAAAUUUGUCACUAUGUCGGGAGCCAGUAGCGACCAGCUGCACAGAUCAACUUUAACUGUCUAUUCAAACCUGAUGGAGCACUUCAACCCAGGCCUCCAGAAGCUUGUUGCUUUAGGAACCAGCUAUGUCAAAGCUUUUCAAGCCUUAGCAGUUUGCAGUGAAGCCUACUUCAGCGCUGUGGCUAAAAUGGGUGACCAAGCUCUUCACACGCUAUCAUCUCGCUCUCUUGGUGAUGUCCUGAUCCAGAUAUCAGAAACACAGAGGAGGCUCACUGCAGAGAUGGAGGGAGUGUUCCGAUGGUUCCAGGUUGAAGUGUUGCAAGCCAUGGAGAAGAAUGUCAAACUGGAUGAGGAGUACAUUGAUGGUAGUCGCAGAGUUUAUGAGCUGGAGGUGAGGAACCAGGCAGAGGCUUUGGAGAAACAACUCAGACGAGGAGCCUACAGAGACUCUUUGGAGAACAGUGACUAUAUGCUGUAUUUGAGGCAGAGCCAGCAGGAGAUCCUGAAGGAAGAGGAGAGGAGGUAUCGCUUUCUGGCAGAGAAACACUGUGGACUCACGCAGUCACUGCUCUUCCUAAUAAAUAAGACUGGUGCAUCUCUCCAGCAAAAGGCAGAUGGAUGGAAGGAGAAAGUAAAUGAAACCAGAGGGUCCAGACCUCGAACUCCCACCCAUUUGGACCAAGAGGCACAGCUGCGAGGUUCAGUGAGCUCCCUGAUGCAGACAGUAGCCAGAGAUGAGGACAUGUCCUGGGCCAGGCGGGAGCAACAGGCGCUGGGCAGAGUGCCCUCUAGAGCGCCGUCUCCUCUCCCCAGUCGCUCUCGCUCCAGCUCAGUGGGGGAAUCUCUGGGUCUGGGAGGAGGUAGAACCAUGAGAGCCCUGGUGUCUCAUCCCUCCUCAUCCAACCCCAAACUUCUACCUUUCAACAGGGGAGAGAUUGUCACUGUACUUGUGCAGGAGCCUCGCAACGGCUGGCUGUAUGGACGCACUGACAGCAGCCUGCGUCAAGGCUGGUUCCCUGCUGCUUAUGUGGCUUCUAUUGAGGAUUUUGCCAACACUUUAGCAACAAGUGGUGGUUCUUUACGAAGCCAUAGUAUGAACAAUCUGCUGGACCCCACUGACACCUACAGUGACCAAUCAGAGAGCAAGACCUAUGGAGAUGACCCUCCUCUGGCCACGCCCAACCGUAGAGCCUCUGUAGACGUCCGGUCAAUCUCUCCGCUCCCAGAGAAGAAGGCAGAACCAGGAAUAGAGACAAAGCCCAGUCAAACCAAGAGCUACAAUGAAGUCCCACCUCCGCCUCCUCCACCGCCGCCUCCUCCCCCGAGUCAGAAUCUCAGAAGGGGCUCUGUAGAUUUUCGACCGAUUUCUCCCCUCCCUGACAGGAAGGGCGAGUCAGGUUCUGAUGUUCAGACAUUAUCACCCCAUGGGCCACCUGAAAACCCACUCUUUCCCAGAGGGACAAACCCAUUCGCCACUGUAAAGCUUCGCCCCACGACGACCAAUGACAGAUCCGCUCCUCGGAUCCACUGAUCCAUCAGCACUCACACAGGCCGGGUUUGUAACUGAGGCUGCCAGAUCAGGUUGUGGAGGAAGGAUAUACAUUUUUGUUUCAGGAGAAUGUAAUGUCAUCUCUGAAAUGUGAAGGCUUUGAGCUAAGAGGGAGGGAGGAAGAUUGGUGAGUUAUUUGUACAGUGUUAGAUGUAGUGAAUUCCUCCAGAUGAGGCAUUUCUUGUACAAAAGGCAAAAAUAUUUCAUCAACUAAAUAAUAAAAUAUCAAAACGGUAAACUUUUAAAAUAG